CAAUCGUGCAAUGGUAAUCCUUGCAUGCAAGGUGUCUGUUAUAAUAUUCAAGGCGCUGUAAAAUGUUUGUGCUAUUAUGGAUUUACGGGACAAUCAUGCCAAACAGGUGACUAUUGCAAUUCCAAUCCAUGCCAAAAUAAAGGAAUAUGUUCUAAUUCUCCCAAUAACUAUACUUGUCAGUGUGUAUACCCUUUCAGAGGUUCCAGCUGUCAAAUUCCCUAUGAUAAAUGUCGUGGAAUACCUUGCCAAAAUGGAGCUACCUGCCGAACAUUCUGGUUUGGUUUUAAGUGCCAAUGCCCACAGUAUUACACCGGACUCUUAUGCGAAACCUAUAUAGCAAAGGCCUGUGUUCCAAAUCCUUGCAGAAAUGGAGCCGUUUGCUAUCCUAACAUAUUAGAUUAUUACUGUCACUGUGUCAAUGGUUAUUCAGGAAAAAAUUGCUCUGAAGGUAAUGGAUUUUGUGAUAGUUUCCCUUGUCAAAAUGGAGGACACUGUGAGUACAUUUAUCAUUUGGGCAUACGUAAAGGAACAUGCGACUGUCGUAGGGGAUUUACGGGCAAAUUAUGUGAAAAAAUUGAUCAUCCAAAACAAAUAACGUGUGCCGACAAUCCCUGUGGACCUGGAUCGACAUGUUUAGAUUUAGCGCUGGGUUAUAAGUGCUACUGCUCGGAUAGAUACUACGGAAAGAAUUGCAAAAAAGAAUUCAAUGCUUGCGAUAGACAUCCAUGUGCAACACAAGCUGGAGGUCGAGCAGUCUGUAAAUUUGUUAAUGGAUUUGCUACCUGUCAAUGUCCUGAAGAUUAUAGCGGAUACAACUGUUUAUUUUGUAAGUUUGCAUCUUCAAUUCUUCAAUAUUAA
Molecule: messenger RNA, 858 nt
Organism: Trichoplax adhaerens
Lineage: Eukaryota; Metazoa; Placozoa; Uniplacotomia; Trichoplacea; Trichoplacidae
Exons: 7
Biological process (GO): establishment or maintenance of epithelial cell apical/basal polarity; heterophilic cell-cell adhesion
Cellular component (GO): protein-containing complex; plasma membrane
Molecular function (GO): calcium ion binding
Source: RefSeq, a predicted model, not a curated record